Saprolegnia parasitica CBS 223.65 is the source of this 861-nucleotide messenger RNA. Its product is annotated as thiamine pyrophosphokinase. The coding region runs from base 31 to 828 and encodes 265 amino acids. NCBI's taxonomy places the organism in Eukaryota, Oomycota, Saprolegniomycetes, Saprolegniales, Saprolegniaceae. The record is from RefSeq and is a predicted model, not a curated record. Gene Ontology annotation, molecular function: thiamine diphosphokinase activity; thiamine binding; ATP binding. The transcript is spliced from 3 exons. Gene Ontology annotation, biological process: thiamine metabolic process; thiamine diphosphate biosynthetic process.
UGACGGUUGCCCGCCAGUCCCAUUUGCUGGAUGCAUCGGCGAAUUGGGUCGAGCCUCAUGCGCAUCUACGACAACACAUGCUUGACGCGGCGCGUGGCCGGCGAAGCGCCGAUCGCACUCGUCAUUCUCAACGGCACUGGCCUCGUCAAAGGCUUCGAGGCGCUCUGGCCGCGGGCGACGAUCACCAUCUGCGCGGAUGGCGGCGCCAACAAACUCUACGAUACGUGGCGCGCCUCGGGCAAGGACGAGCCGUGGAUUCCGCAGUACGUCAAGGGCGACUUGGACUCGCUGCGGCCCGACGUGUCGGCGUUCUUUGAGGCGAGAGGUACUGUUAUCAUCAAGGACCCCGAUCAGGACACGAACGACUUGGACAAGUGCCUUGCGCUGCUCGAAUCGCUUCAAGCGAGCAUGCCCAGCAACGAUGACGGCGAUGCGUCGGCGGCCAAGCUCAAGGUACUCAUGCUCGGCGCGAUGGGCGGUCGGUUCGACCAAGAGAUUCAAAACAUCAGCGCGCUCUACCGCUGGUCCCACGUCUUUGAGAGCAUGACGCUCUUCUCCGACCAUACGUCUGUGAUGCUCUUGCCGCCUGGAAAGCAUUGCAUUCGACCCAACUUUGACAUUGAGUCGCGGACCUGUGGCCUCAUUCCGCUCAGUGGCACGUGCAAGGCGCUAACGACGCAAGGCCUCAAGUGGGACAUGACGGACUUUGAGACUGCCAUCAGUGGCUUUGUGAGCAGCUCCAACCAUUGCCUCGCCGACGAGAUCAUUGUCGAGAACUCGGACCCGCUCAUCUGGACCACAGAGAUCCGGCCAGACGCCUCCAGCUAAGUUUGUGGGUCGAUAAGAAGGCGAUUGAGUGGA